GAGGUAGGUAAGGCCAUCGGCUACCAGUAGCUCGACAUCUUACCUAGGUAAACCGAGCUUUCGAGUGUCUCGUUACCCGGCCGUGACGUCACUAGAUCGUUGCUAUGUCCCGAAUAGUGACAUCCACAGGACCGAGCUUCCCUCCUUCCCUCCCCCACCAGCUGGUUGCAGUUCCCUCAGCAAACCAAACUCGGGCGGCCCCGCAAAAUGCCAUUAUUAUUAUUUUUGCUUGUGACCACUGGCCAGAAGCCCGCUUUCCUCUCGUCAUCGCAUUCCGGAAGGUGAAGGAAGCAACGUGCAGCAGCAGAAGGGGGGACGGCAACCAGAGGGCAACCAGCUGCGGCCGGCUUCACGCAGCUGGCCAGUCAUCAUAUCAUCAAAGAAAUCCAUCUCAGCUGGGGCCCCAACCUUAUCGUCGUCAUUCAUCCCCGCACCUGUCCGUUCUGGCCUAUAGUGAGUAUUCUUCGCCCCUCGCCCCCCCAGUCAACUCAUCACGUGAUUUACAUCUCGUUCUAGGCCCCCCUCUCGUCUGGUCUGGGACCUGCAGCACUUCGUGCCCUGUGUGCAUCGCCAGCCGCCGCCGCCUUCCUCACCAUCUCGCGCCGCCGUGCCUCCUUGCGGCAGCGUGCAGCAAGAACAGGUAAGGUCGGCUUGGACGCAGCCUAGUGGUGCCAGUCUAGCCCCAAUCGUGUGUCGCCAACAAGAGGGCCAAAAAAAAAAAAGGGUGCCUUCUGCUCCUUGUCUAAUGCUGGCGGCUACAGACACGCAGUUAAGACAGACCCUACUCCCCAUGCGCUUUCGCUCGCGUCGCGGGCUAUAAUUACCUAUAACUACUCUGCCGGUACCUUGGGGAUUGGCUUGUUGCUCUUUGUCGACGACGACGACGACAACGGCGGCGGCGGCAACCUGUCUGCUUUUCUU
Colletotrichum navitas is the source of this 921-nucleotide messenger RNA. RefSeq lists its product as uncharacterized. The record is from RefSeq and is a predicted model, not a curated record. NCBI's taxonomy places the organism in Eukaryota, Fungi, Ascomycota, Sordariomycetes, Glomerellales, Glomerellaceae. The coding region runs from base 105 to 644 and encodes 179 amino acids. The transcript has a single exon.